This is a messenger RNA of Zea mays, 2102 nucleotides long. RefSeq lists its product as uncharacterized. Gene Ontology annotation, molecular function: mRNA binding. The transcript has 4 exons. Gene Ontology annotation, biological process: regulation of translation. The coding region runs from base 168 to 1517 and encodes 449 amino acids. Lineage: Eukaryota; Viridiplantae; Streptophyta; Magnoliopsida; Poales; Poaceae. The record is from RefSeq and is marked validated.
GUAAACCAGACCAUUCUCCUCUCCGAAUUCAAUAAUUCCUCCGCCGCACCACGCUUCCUCCUCCUCUGCUCCGCCUCUUCAUCCAGCGAGCGUCCUCCGAUUGCUGACGGAUCCCUCCUCGCCGCCGCCGCGGGCCGACCGUGGGGAGAGGAGGGGAGGCGGGAGUGAUGGAGGCCGCCGACCACGGGAAGCUCUUUGUCGGCGGCAUCUCGUGGGAGACGAGCGAGGACCGCCUCCGCGAGUACUUCGGCCGCUUCGGCGAGGUCACCGAGGCCGUCAUCAUGCGGGACCGCAGCACGGGGCGUGCCCGCGGGUUCGGCUUUGUGGUCUUCGCCGAUGCUGCUGUCGCCGAGCGCGUCACUACGGAAAAACAUAUGAUCGACGGACGAAUGGUGGAAGCAAAGAAGGCUGUUCCCAGGGACGACCACAGUAUUGUGACCAAGAGCAACGCCAGCAGCAUAGGGUCACCUGGACCGGGACGCACCAGGAAGAUCUUUGUUGGAGGCCUGCCCUCGAACGUCACGGAGGCUGACUUCAGAAGGUACUUUGAGCAGUUUGGCGUCAUCACUGAUGUGGUUGUGAUGUACGACCACAACACGCAGAGGCCGAGGGGCUUUGGAUUCAUCACCUACGAUUCAGAAGACGCCGUGGACAAAGCCCUGCACAAGAGCUUCCAUGAGCUCAAUGGUAAAAUGGUUGAGGUCAAGAGGGCUGUUCCAAAGGAGCAGUCGCCUGGACCUGCCGCACGCUCACCUGUGGGAGUGGGGCAGAACUAUGCUAUGAACAGGGUUCAUAGCUUCCUCAAUGGCUUCAACCAGGGUUACAAUCCGAACCCCAUAGGAGGUUACGGCAUCAGGGUGGAUGGAAGGUAUGGCUUGAUUUCAGGUGCACGAAAUGGGUUCUCUUCUUUUGGACCAGGGUAUGGGAUGGGCAUGAAUGUUGAAGGUGGGUUGGGCGGAACAUUUGGUGCAAGCUCUGGUUUCAUCAGCAACUCCAACGGGAGGCAAAUGGGUUCGUACUUCAAUGCAAGUUCGAACAGAUUGGGUAGCCCUAUUGGGUACCUUGGCCUUAAUGAUGUUCCGGGAUCAAUGUUGAGUUCCAUGUCUAGGAAUGUUUGGGGUAAUGGGAGUCUAAACUACCCGAGCAAUCCUACAAAUAUGAGUGCUUUUGCUUCACCUAGGAAUGGGGGCCAAGUCAGUCUUCCCAGUGACAAUUGGGGAGGUCUUCCUUCUGCUCAUGGGAUGGACAACAUUUCAAGCCUUGGGUCAGGGAACCUUGGUCGUGGAACUGGAGAUAAUAACUUUGGUUUGCCUUCUGGUAGCUAUGGCAGGAACAACUCAACUGGUACAAUUGGUGAGCCUUUUUCUGCAGCAGGCAAUACAUAUGAAGUAAACAAUCGAGAUACAUAUGGGAGCAGCUCUAUUUAUGGUGGCACAGCCUGGAGGUUCGCAUCAUCUGAGGUUGACAUGCCUUCUUUUGUUCAUGAUAUUGGAAAUGUUGAUCCGACUAUUAAAUGAUACAUGUCAGCAAGUCACAUGGGCAACUACCCUGUUAACAACAAUCAGCCAAGCAGAGGCAUCAGUUCCUAGGGGGCGGCGAGUAUUACACUUGGGGGUAGUAGAAGAAAGAAACACCCAUUCAGCCAGGCAAUCCCGGCGCACACGGCUGUGAAUCGGUCGGUGAUUGUCAGGUUAAUACACAGGUUAGUUUUUGUGUAGCUAACCCAGCGGCGUGGUUUGCGAACACCGACAUGCUAGAGGUGGAAGCUGCUAGGCUAGCUAGAGGAAAGGAGCGCGGAUGGAUAUACAGAAACAUUUCGUGAAGGUUUUGUUUUUGUUUUGUUUUUUGGUUUUUGCGGGGGUGGUGGUCAUGUUCUAGUUUUGGUUCGUACGCGCGUGGUGAGGCCUUUUGGAGUUUUGAAAUGAGAUGUAGUAGUAAUUGUUGCGGCACAUAUUUUAGAAGUCAAGCCAUGUUCCAACAGAAGCUGGAAAGAGAUGUCCGCUGUAUACGGGUGAGCAUGUAUACCAACCAAAGGGAUGCUGUAUUAUACAUUAGCCUGUGUGUGUGUGUGCGUGUUUUUAUUUUUGUUUGAUCCGGUUUUU